Molecule: messenger RNA, 531 nt
Organism: Diversispora eburnea
Lineage: Eukaryota; Fungi; Glomeromycota; Glomeromycetes; Diversisporales; Diversisporaceae
Source: the annotation of a GenBank genome assembly
AUGGUAUUUGAUUACACUAUUAUUAUUGGAAGAUUAAGUCGUCAAAUUCGUACUCCGUCCAAGCAAAAACAAGAUAAAGAAAAUUAUAAUAAAGUUCAUGCUAAUAAAGAAAAUUGUUCAAUCUGUGACGGAUAUUUUCCUGCUUCGAGAAGAAAUGAAAUUAUUAGAAUCCUUACACUUGGAAUUAUCAAUAAUACCACUACCGAAACUAACGAUAAUACUCAUCGGUUUAGAUCUAUCAUAGUUCAAACACCAGUAGAAAGUAGUCAAUUUAAUAUUGGAUCGACUCAAAUAGUUAAAUGGAAAACUGAAGUAGUGAUUGAAAUAUUAUCUUCCCCAAGAUUUGAAUUAAAUCCUCCAGAAAUGGUUUGGAAAACAACUGCUAGAGUAAGUGACGGACAAGUAAAAUUUGUUGUUGGUCAUUGGUCAUAUUUAAAUAUAUUUUUUGCCAAAGUUUAUACUCAAGGUUAUCCAAGAAUUUAUGGUACUUCUGAACAUUUUACAAUUUAUUCUUUACCUAUUCCGACGUAG